AUGAGAGUGAGUAACUCGACAAUACCAUUUUAUCUUGGGGUAUCAAACUCCUGGAGCUACUAUGACAAUGGGGAACAAGUGACGAGUCUCGGGGCUCUAACAGAGCCAUUGAAUGUCGCGGCACGCAACGGAAUCGACAUGGUCCUAAAAUCACUCGAACAAACUUACGACCCAGCUUUCUCAUUCCGAAAGGGAAGUUGCGCAAACAGCUCCUACGAGUACACGGAUCACCAACGCGAUCACGGCACUUGCUUUGACACAUGUCACGAUCCAAGUACGCUGUUCUUACCAUUCAACCUGGAGCCUUGUCUUGGACUUGCCACAAUCGCUAUGCUGAUCGAAAACGGAACCCUCGAAAUGGACAGGUCCAGCGUUACCCAAAGUGCGGCGGAUUACCUCGGCAUUGGCGACCUUACUAACUGGGAUGGCUCCAAGGUAAUUGCUGAUGUUGUCCAAUGUGCGGCGUCAUCCUGUGAUGAUAGCCCGAUCGGGACUUGUGCACCUUCAGUACGCGGGCUGGAGGGCAUCACUAUAAAUGCAGAAAAUCUGCACGACGUAUUCCAGCGCCUCGACGGCUUUUGCGAUGGUGUCGAAGCCAAGCUUAACCCGGACAUAGCUGGCCCAGGGGUCAUGUUGUCUUACCUCCUGCAGACGUGUGUUGCACUCUUUCUGUACCUGAUACUAAAGACCCUCAACUCGUGGAGCCGCAUAGUUGCAUGGCCUUUUAUCCUCAUCAUACGAAAGAUGUUCGUGCCGAGAAGACCCAGCGCAUGGACAAGAGCGAUAAUAUUGCAGAAUCGACUGGCGCGCACGCAGCUGAAUGCGGCAACUAUAACAUCAUCGGUAGAAUUCCAGGAAGUUCAGACAUUUUUUGUCAUUACUAUCCAGAUCGCCACGUUGGCUACAUCUCGGAUUGAGGGACGGGCAUCGUCCGGAUCCGACUCUUUUGCCGAGGUUCUACUGAACGCUCAGAUGGUCCAAUCCCUGGCUGUGUAUAGUGUUCUGCCAGUCGUCCUGACACAGUGCUCGCUUCAGCGGGAAGGAAUGAUGUGGUGGUACACCUUUGGCCUGACCUCAAUGACGGUAAUGCUGGCUCAGAUCGUCUUGACUCCCAGCAUGUCGCGCGUGUCAAGCUUCGAAACCCUCUGGCAGAACUUCAAAGAAUCGAGCCCCGUGGAAGCUUGCGGAUCUCUCCCCAACCCGAUGACUUAUUGUAACACCGACAAUUACAAUUUCGGGUACGGGGACUGGAAAGGGACCAACGUGGCACUCGCUUUCAUUUACAUCGCUGUCGUGAGUUUGCUCAUCGAUAUGUUGGCGACCGUCCCGCGCGUUCAAAAAACCAUGAACAAAUAUCUUUACCAAGUCAGUCUGGCGGCAAGUGGGCAUGAGCUGAGCGAAUUUCUAUUCAUGUUGCUGAAAGAUCAGGUUUGGCCUUGUUGCCUGGCAUUUUGGUGGUUCGGUGUCCAGGCAGGACUUCUCGCAUUCGUCGUCUCAUACUUCGCUGAGGUAUUAGUCAUUGUAUUCUCUGUCAACCUAGGGCAUUUUGGCAACUUCAACUACGGCCAGCUGAUCUCGGUUAUGGUGUGGGCACCGACGCUGGCAAAAUUCGUAUAUUUCAGUUUAUUUGGUAUUGAAGAGGGCUUCGGCCGUCGCUUGGCACGGAACUAUAGGGUGGUUCGCGACGUUUAUGACCGAAAGACUAAUGCAUGGGAGUACGGCAUAUAG
Messenger RNA from Diaporthe amygdali, 1728 nucleotides. RefSeq lists its product as uncharacterized. Bases 1 to 1728 code for a protein of 575 amino acids. The record is from RefSeq and is a predicted model, not a curated record. The transcript has 3 exons. Lineage: Eukaryota; Fungi; Ascomycota; Sordariomycetes; Diaporthales; Diaporthaceae.